Molecule: messenger RNA, 2589 nt
Organism: Hydractinia symbiolongicarpus
Lineage: Eukaryota; Metazoa; Cnidaria; Hydrozoa; Anthoathecata; Hydractiniidae
Exons: 5
Coding region: 96-2357 (753 amino acids)
Source: RefSeq, a predicted model, not a curated record
AGAACUGUUUUAUUUUGUAGGUGUAUAUAUGAAUAUAAACUAACAAAAAAUGCAACUAGAAUUAAAAAGCUGACAAGUUGAGAAGCAUUGCCGUUAUGUACGAAAACUCACUUAAAGAAAUUCCUUCAUUAUUCCACCAUGCUUUUGUGUGGUUUGGCUGUUUGGUGAUUUUAGUAGCUACUUUGUUGUUUUGUGCUGGAAGUAAGAAAGAAAAGGACAGUUCUAAUGACGAUGCAUCUGUGCCAAAUGAAGCUCAAACAGUUGAAGUUGGUGUGAAUAGUUCACAAGUUGUGGUUGAUGUAAAACCUGAAAUUGAGACUAAUGUAACAUCACAGACAGAAGUUUCUGUUGCUAAUGUUAACAAUAAAUCCUCCACAAGUGUUGUAAAAGAUGCGCAGUCCCCUUCGCACCGACGUGCGGUUUCAUGUGACAUCCCACUGCAGCAAUUCCAACAGUAUGAACCAGCCACCAAUAAAACAUUGUCGUUACCUAAAGACAUCACUGAGCAUCCUUACGCAAGAAUUAAAAAGGGUAACACUGAUGUAAUUACUGUGGAGGAUUCUGGGAAUUCCUCGAAAUAUAGUGGGAACAGUGAAAAUGGGGCGUAUGCUCGUGUGAAACACGUUGAAAAAGAGGAAUCUGCUUAUUUAGUGGUGGACAUCAAAGAAGCCUCUGACAGAUAUGACGUUGUGGGGGGUGAUAUUGUUCGUAAGUUACCAAGUCCUAAAUCUAACGACAGUAAAGAAAAUCAAUUUAUACCUAAUUCGCCCUCUAGCGCUUCGAGUUUGUAUGCUAAAGUAGACACAAAUCAAGCGAAGCAUCUGCCUGUCGAAGAGCAAGAGAAUUCUGGUAGUUCUGGCUAUUACGCGUCGGUAUCUGAUGAGAAAAAAAAGGAAACUGAUGCUCCGCAGGAAAAUUCGGGAAACAGUGAUUAUUAUGCUGCUUGUGGACCCGCAGAUGCGGAACAUGAACUUUAUAGACCGAAUAAAGAAAGCGAAAACGCUUUAGAUCCUUAUGAAGUGAUUGGUGAGGAUUCUGCAGACGUUGCAGGUUCUAACAAUACCUAUGACGUCAUUACAAACCAUACAGGACAAGGAACUAUUGAUAAAAAAUCGAAGAAGAAAUCAAGUAAAGAAGAGCCUGAUUCCUUGAAGAAGAAACAUAAAUCAGAGAAGAAAGAUAGACAUUCGAAAGUUGAGAAACAUUCGAAAGUUGAGAAGCAUUCGAAACAAAAAGAUCAGUUUAAAUUUUCAGAAGAAACAAACCCUAAACAGUCUUCGCGUUUAUCCAAAGUAAAACCGUCGAAACAGAGUAAAAAACAGAGAAAAUCGGAUGGAAACAUCGAAGUGCAUAGCUUGCUAAAUAAACAAACGAACCCUGAACGUAGCAUGUCAUUAACACCUGAGAUGGAGCCCGGCAAUUCGGUUGUCCCUCCACCGUUGCCUUCUGUUGAUAAGUUGAUCCAUCUUACAGAGCAUCGUAAAACAUUUGUUGCGCAGGAUGGAAUUAGUUCUUGUGAAUCCUCACCACGUGUUCGCCCAGCAAGUGCAGACAGGUACGUAAAACGAGACAGUGACACGAUGGAGGGUAGUUCGUUAUGUACCACGUGUGAAGAAGAACGGUUGAGUGACGAUAAAAUUAAUUUCGCAAAAUAUAAUCCUACUGAACAUUUAAAUAGUGGUAAUGUACCAAAUGAUUAUCCUUACGCUACGGUGGAUAAAACGCCAAAUCCAGCAGAAGCGAAUGAGAUAAAACUUAUAGCGUGCGAGGAAGAGCCUUAUGCUAGUGUGGAUGCAACGCAGAAAACUGUAGAAGUAACUGAGAAUAAAGUGAUACCAUCUGAUGGCUUUCCUUAUUCUAGUGUUGGUAAAAUAAAGAAGACAGUCUGUGAACAGAAUGAACAUACAUCCCAUGUCGGUUUAGUUGAAGAUGGUAUAGAAUCGCAUGAACCAAUCAAAGUGGAUGCAUCCCCUCCACAAUCUGGCGUGACUGGAGUAGAUAGCAAUGGCAGCUGUAACCAUGAUAACACAGAUUUAUCAUCUGAAGAGACUACAGAAGAAAAUGAUGAAUAUUACGCCAAGGUAGAUUUCGAGAAGAAACAUAGGGACAGUCAAGUACAGGAAAUGUAUGCAUCUAUUGAUAGAGCUUCAAUUAAACGAUCACCUGCGGAGGAGAUCGACUUUGUUGAACCAGCGACCGUAAUAUAUGAAGGCAGUUAUCGGAUUAUACCAGAAAUUGAAGACAUGAAACUGCAUUCACAGAAUGGUGAAGAAAAUGACCAUGAAUAUGAAUGUUUAGCAAAUGUGACAGUAGAACAUCGUGGCAAAAACACGAUACAUAGCGAUAGUGACACCUGACAAAUGGCGAUGGUGACAAGAUAACAAAUGGCGAUGGUGACAAGAUAGCACCCGACAUUUGCAUGAUUUAGCGACAGAGACAGGAAACAAAUGUUAGAUGUGGAGUGAGUCAUCGCAGUUAUGAUCGUGGCGACCAUGACCCAAAGCGACUAGACCGUGUUUUCUUUUUCUUCUUUGAGAUAAAGAAAUGUUUGGAUUUAACUACAGAGAGUAACUUGUAAAGUAUGCUUGU